CCGGGUAAAAAGACCUAUUGGAAAUGUAAGAGCUGCAGGAAGCAUAAACUGAAGACGCCUGAAGAAAGUACAGAUGCGGCAAAAAGGAGAACAAAUAUAGUAAUCCGUCUAUUAAUGACUUUAAACUACAUGCUUGGGGAAAAAAAAACUUGAAUUUCAUGAGAACCCUUGUCAUUAAUAUUAACUACUGUUUCAUAUUUUUUUAACUGAAUGUCACCUCAAUAUUUGAUUGACAGGAUGACAGGACACAUACCUAUACAUAUUUGGUAAUUAUAUUCCUCCACAAAAGAUCUAAUAUAUACGAGAAGAAAAAUUAAACUUGAAUUUUCCAGCUUUUUUUAUUGAAACACGUCGGACAGCCUUGGACUUUGAAGCGCUCAAAAUGGGUCUCUACUGAAUUCUGUCUCAUAAAAAAGUGUAUUAGAAGUUUUAUCCAGCUGGAGAGUGGAGUCUCUUCUGAUCGCAUCCUACGAGGGGAAUCAGGCAUCAGCACAAGAUGAGAUGCGAUAAAAUAAUUACCUACCUGAGGGUUGCUGGGACGACGCUGUUCGGGGUGUCGCUGCUGGUGGGAAUCUCCACUGCCUACAUUAUGGGCUACCAGUUUUUUGCGACUGAAAACAACUACUUCUCAUUCGGGCUUUACGGAGCCAUCUUAGUCACUCACCUCAUCAUCCAAAGUUUAUUUGCAUUGCUGGAGCACAGAAAAAUGAAGAGGUCCCUGGAGACCCCCAUAAAGUUAAACAAAUCGCUGGCCCUCUGCAUCGCGGCCUACCAAGAAGAUCCGAACUACCUUAAAAAGUGCUUGACCUCAGUGAAGCGGCUGACCUACCCCGGGAUAAAGGUGAUCAUGGUCAUCGACGGAAACAACGAGGACGACGGCUAUAUGAUGGAGAUCUUCCGAGACGUCAUGGGAAGGGAUAAAGCUGCCACAUACGUCUGGAAGAGCAACUACCACCAGAAGGGGCCCGGAGAGACGGACGAGGCCUACUCAGAGAGUCUGCAGCACGUGUCACGCCUGGUGCUGACCAAUAAAUGCAUCUGCAUCAUGCAAAAAUGGGGAGGGAAGCGAGAAGUAAUGUACACAGCCUUCAAAGCCCUGGGGAGGAGUGUGGACUAUGUGCAGGUGUGUGACUCAGACACCAUGCUGGAUCCGGCCUGCUCAGUAGAGAUGGUGAAGGUGCUGGAGGAGGACCCGAUGGUGGGUGGAGUUGGAGGAGACGUGCAGAUUCUGAACAAGUAUGAGUCAUGGAUCUCGUUCCUCAGCAGUGUCCGGUACUGGAUGGCGUUCAACAUCGAACGGGCGUGUCAGUCCUACUUCGGCUGCGUUCAGUGCAUCAGCGGGCCCCUGGGGAUGUACCGCAACUCCCUGCUCCACGAGUUCCUGGAGGACUGGUACAACCAGACCUUCCUGGGAAGCCACUGCAGCUUUGGUGAUGAUCGACAUUUGACCAACCGAGUGCUGAGCCUGGGCUACGGCACCAAGUAUACCGCCAGGUCAAAGUGCCUGACAGAAACGCCCAUCACAUACCUGCGCUGGCUGAACCAACAGACCCGCUGGAGCAAGUCCUACUUUCGAGAGUGGCUCUACAAUGCCAUGUGGUUCCACAAGCACCACCUGUGGAUGACCUAUGAGGCCGUCAUCACUGGCUUCUUCCCCUUCUUCCUCAUUGCCACGGCGAUUCAGCUGUUCUACCAGGGCAGAAUCUGGAACAUUCUCCUCUUCUUACUAAUUGUGCAGGGGGUAGCCCUUAUCAAGUCCUCGUUUGCCAGCUGUCUCCGGGGCAACAUCGUAAUGGUCUUCAUGUCCUUCUACUCGGUUUUAUAUAUGUCGAGUCUGCUUCCGGCUAAGAUGUUUGCCAUAGCGACGAUAAACAAGUCUGGUUGGGGGACAUCGGGGAGGAAGACCAUCGUGGUGAACUUCAUAGGGCUUGUUCCAAUCUCGAUUUGGUUUACAAUCCUGUUUAUCGGCAUUAUCUUCACAGUAGUCCAGGACACAAAAACAAGCUUCCCAGAGUCUGAAAAGAUAGUCCUGAUAAUUGGUGCAAUAGUUUACGCCAGUUACUGGGUGAUGCUCUUGAUGUUAUACGUGGUCCUCAUCACCAAAUGUGGCAGGAGGAAAAAAGAGCAGCAGUACGACAUGGUGCUCGACGUAUAAUGUCUCCACUCCAGCUCGUCUCCUACGUUUACAUUGUGACGAAUCUCAAAAAAAAAAAACACUCGCCAUUGGACUCUCGAUUGGUGAUGGAAUCCAACAUCGCCAUGGGGAGACAAAUCAUUGCUGCUGUGACUUAAACAAAAGGAUAUUCCUUUUGUAAUAUUUUGGUUAUGAACAAAAUUUGAGCAUUGUUGCCACAGAAGAAGGCCAAGCGACAUGCUCUAUAAAAGGAACUGGCGUGAGUUCAUCACCUGUGCACUUUUUACGUCUCACUCCCUUUGUGCAUGAUGCUUGACGGAUGAGCUUGAUGAAAAAUACCUCAGUGGUCCUCUUUGCAUUGUGCGGAUGAUUGAGAUGCAGGCAGAAAAGGCUUCGUUUUCUUGUUUAAUUUAUCCUAUAACAACUGGAAGCCUUUAUUAAAAAAAAACAUACAGUUUUAUUAAGAAAGCCAAAGUAGGACUGUUUCAGCACACCUUCCCACGCUGUAAUUGUUGACUUGUUACCUUUAAAAAUUUGUAUACUGUAUUUUUAUUGCCUUUAAUAUAGACGUUUUAUUUUAUUUUUGCUUAGCCACCAAAGAGACUUUAUUUUCAUUCCUUUUUAUACAAUAGCAUUGUGCAUAAACUGUUAUGAUGAAGACUUUUAUAUUUGACCAAAAAUGUGAAAUUUUACAAAGCUGGGUUAUGCGUCUUCAAAGAAUAACACUAAAAUGCAAUUUUAGGGAUAAAUUAUUAGCUAACAAGAAAGGUGAUUAACCUGUGUUUUUUUAACAGUGGUGUAAAUGGAUUGAUGACCGAUAUAUUUAUGAAAACAUUCUGUGGUUUACAGCUUUAUGUCUGAUUAUAUUUUCAUAAUGGUUUUAUCAUCAGCACACCAGGAAUUAUUAAAAAAUACUACAUUUAAAAUUGUCAUAAAUGUCUAUUUAUCUUGAAUUAGAAGGAGGGAUUAUAUUCUAUAUAAUGCAUCCAGAAAACCUAACUUGUCAAGGAAAGUCAAGCUUAUGGACGUUUUAUUUACACAAAAAAAUGCUCUGAGGGAAGAAAGAAAAACCUAUUGGUUCAGAAAGAUAGCCAAUCAAAUUGUAAAGGAGGCAGGUUCAACGAAUCAGAUGUCUUGGAUCCACCACCUCAUAAUUUUCCCUUCUGCCCUCUGAACAUUUUUGUGUAAGUAAAACUCCCAGGAGUGAAAAUCAAGAGCGUACAACUGUAUACAAAAAGGAGUAGACCAUAUUCAAAUUGUGAAAGAAAAAUAACUGUACAAAUAAGUGAACUACAGACAUUUCUGCUGUAGUUCAAAUUUAUAUAAAAUGUGACAAAGAAAGAAAUUCAGACAACCAGCAGAAUUUGGUUUCAUGCAUUGAGGACUGCCUCUGAACCAUGGGUCAGAACUGAUAGACUUUGUUUUGUGCCAAACUUACAUAGGCAGUGUUGAUAUUGAGCACUUUCACUGUGCCAAAAUAAAGAUCUGUUGCUUACUAUGCAAAAUGAAA
Molecule: messenger RNA, 3644 nt
Organism: Brienomyrus brachyistius
Lineage: Eukaryota; Metazoa; Chordata; Actinopteri; Osteoglossiformes; Mormyridae
Gene: has2
Product: hyaluronan synthase 2
Exons: 4
Coding region: 497-2155 (552 amino acids)
Biological process (GO): extracellular matrix assembly; hyaluronan biosynthetic process
Molecular function (GO): hyaluronan synthase activity
Source: RefSeq, a predicted model, not a curated record